This is a messenger RNA of Seminavis robusta, 1332 nucleotides long. Lineage: Eukaryota; Bacillariophyta; Bacillariophyceae; Naviculales; Naviculaceae. The record is from the annotation of a GenBank genome assembly.
AUGUCCUCUCUCACAGGAUUCUUAUUCAUCCGACAUAAUAAUAAUCAUCAAGGCCGGGCCAUUGUGCGGCGCUUGUCCACUUUGACAGCUGCGCCACCACCGGCGAUUGUACCACCCAAGGGAGUACCAGCCUUUGUGUCGCGACGUCAGUGGAACAAACUCUACCAGGCACCUCCACGACAAGCACCCAAAAAGGACAAUUUGGACGACAAACCAUGGCCUCGAUCUGUUCAAAUGCUGGGGUACGCCGUGGGCACGACGGUGGUGCCCUAUUGCAUUGCCUGGUUUGUAGCUUCCAAUGUAACGCUGCGGGAAUGGUUGGAUCCGAUCUUUCCCGACUUGCUACCGACACUGCGACCGUGGUUUGGACACGAAGAAGUCGACGCCGUGAGUUAUGUCGAUCGACGACAAGAAGGCGACCAGUUGGUCGUGCCCCGGGCGUUGGACAAUGAAGAUUCCACCAAAGUGCGAAAAGAGCAAGCGGCCGUCACUUUGUUGAAUCAAGAAACUGCCAUUCCGACUCGCAUUCGAGUCUUUACCAAUUCGGGCUUUAAUUUGGGAGAAAUUCUGCAACUGCCGGGAGCCACGCGCAUGACCAAAGAAGAAUUAUUGAAUAUUAUGAUGAAGGAUCGGAGUAUGUCACUCGACGUAGGCGAUGUAUCCCACAUUACAGUGGAGUUUACCGAUCUCAAGGACGACGACGAAACAACAACGACAACUGACGAGGAUAUCAUGGUGACGGUUCAUGUCCCGGAAUCCAGCACCAACACGCUACGACAGGACAUUGCCAGAAUGCUCAAAACCACCAGCAUCUUCUCGGCGUGGCACCUCUUUCCCCAGGCGGUACAACAGUAUCAACAACAAGAUCAGCAACCGACAAAUGCAACCACCCAAACGUCAAGCUCGCAAGACGAGAUGCGAAUGGCGCAGCUUGAAUACGAAAUUGAACAGUUGGACAAACUACUCAAAGAUCAUACCACCAUGAGGAGCUUUGAUGAUAUUCAGCAAGAAAUGAACGCGGCCAAGAGCGAAUUGAGAAAGCUCAAGUGGAAGAAUCGACUGCGUUGGUUUGGCGCAUCAGAAGUAGAUUUGGAUGACUACGGCGGCGUACAAUUCUUGAUCGAUCAUGACAUUGGACACAGCGAUGACAAACGCGAAUUCACCUUCGGCAGCCAUGCUGAAACCGACCACAAGGCAAUGACGGAGAUGCGUCAUCUUGAAGCGACGGGUCCCCAAUUGGAAAUUCGGGACCAUAAAACCAACACCAACUUUUCCCAAGAGUGCAAGAGUGAAGAAGGCUCCUUGCAUCAAGACUUUGGGAAUACUAGCUAG